Messenger RNA from Daphnia carinata, 2671 nucleotides. RefSeq names its product dnaJ homolog subfamily C member 16-like (gene l(3)80Fg). Bases 97 to 2535 code for a protein of 812 amino acids. The transcript has 15 exons. Lineage: Eukaryota; Metazoa; Arthropoda; Branchiopoda; Diplostraca; Daphniidae. The record is from RefSeq and is a predicted model, not a curated record.
GACUGUCUUGGAGACUGACUGCAACGAAAGGCAAUAAAGUUGUUUUGCACAUUGGUGGUGUACACUUAUCAAUUAAAACUUCGAACGGAUUUGAUAAUGUGGAAUUUUUCGAAAAACUUCGUUUAUGCCGUGGUUUUAGUUAAUAUGAUAAUUGGGGCUGUUCACUGCUCCUGGGAUCCAUACAAAGUAUUGGGUCUGAAAAGGGGAGCAUCAAUGUCGGAAAUCCGCAGAGCUUACAAGCAGAGUGCAAGAGAAUGGCAUCCAGAUAAAAAUAGAAAUGAGAAUGCAGAAUCGAAAUUUGUUGAAGUGAAUAAGGCAUACGAGUUAUUGGCAGAUCCCGAGCAAAGAAAACUGUUUGAUCAGAAAGGAGUUGUGGAUGACAGUCUUAAUAGAAAUAUGCACAACCCAAAUAACAGAUUUGGUGAUGGAGCAUCAUUUUUCUCUGGACAUGGUGGGUUCAGAUUCCAGUUUAAAAUGUCAGAGAUGACUGCAUUUCAUCAAUAUAAGAUUACUUUGAGGAGAUAUGAAAAUUUUAUUUUCCCACAAAGCCAUAGUCAACCAUAUUUGAUAUUAAUCUAUUCUGAGUGGUGUCUCAUGUGCCUCCAUGUAUUGCCAAUUUGGCAAAGACUAGUAGAAGAUUUAAAUCCAAUUGGAAUAAAUUUAGCUACAGUGCAUUUUGACCAAGAAGUGGAAUUGGCAAAUAAACUUGGAGGAAGGAGAGGGGAACUUCCUCAUGUUGUAUUGGUUAUGGAUUGCAGAAUUUCACACUAUAUUGAAGAUGAGCUUAGUAAUUCCAAAGUUAUAGAAUUCAUCCGCAGUCGAUUUUCCCGAAAUCUGAUUGCCUUUGUCAAUGAUCAGAACAUAAAUGAGUUUAUAGGUGGUUGGAAGGAUAACAAAGUCCGUGUUCUGCUGUUUGGCAAACUUGAAUUGGUCCGUCUGCGGUAUUUAACCUUGGCUUUUAAAUAUAGACCACACACAUUGUUUGGCUACGCACAAUUAAAUCUAGAGACAACACGGACCAUUGUUGAAAAAUUUGGUAUACCUUCGAAAUUAGAUUCUCUUUUGUUGUUUCAAGAAGACCGUGAUCGACCAGCUGCUCGAUUAAGUAUGGCUGAUUUACCAUACUCUACUUUGAAAGACGUAAUCGAGGUUAACAAAUACCUUCAACUGCCAAGACUUUCAUCUCAAAAAAUGCUAGAUCUACUGUGUCCUCCUGAGAGCUCUAAUGUCCGCCGGCGCUUGUGUGCGAUUCUUGUAACAGAGGAUCGCGAAGAGGAUGAAGAGGCGCGGGAACAACUUCGACACUUUACACGACAGUUCAAAUUCAGCCGUGAUCGCAUUGUCUUCAGCUAUCUUUUUCGAGAAAAACAGACGGAAUUCCUACGUGUACUUUUAGAAGACGGGAAAUCUCCAGCUGAGGCAACAACUAAACUAGUUAUAGUUUGGCGUCAAGAUAUCCAGCGACUUAGCUACACCUGGUUGCCUCAGCCAUUUGUUUCUGGAGCCGAUAACUGGAAUUCUAGCGUUGACUAUCUUCAUCGUACCUUAAUCAAAAUCUUGGGUAGCGCACAACCAUUAGCCCACACUACAUUGAUGAAAGAACUUGUUGAUGAAUAUGCUCAAGGUAUCUUUGGGCGAAUUACUGCGCGUCUAGUAACAACUGUUGAAGUCCUUAGAGAUCAUUUCACUCGUCAAGAACUUCUUGCUGUUGGCUCAGUUAUUGGAACGGUUCUCUUUAUUGCUGCAGUUGGAUACGUCAUGACUUAUCUUGUACGUUUGGAAGAAGAAACAAUAAGGAAAAAAGACAAGGGGUUACCCAAGACCCCUCGUCCAACUACGACGGAAUUAAAACUGCACGAACUUCGGUCGGAAACCUACAAUGGAAUGGUUAGGUUACUUAAACCUGGUUGCCGUACAGUUGUUUUGUUACUGGAUAACGAAUCAAUGGACGUUUUAAUACCUAAGUUUCACAAAGCCGUUUGGCCUUACCGAAAGAACAAAAGUUUGCUGUUUGGCUGGAUGAACAUAGACCGCGGUCUACCUUGGUACAGCAGACUGUUAAAUUUAGCAUUGAAGAUCGUUGACGAGGAUGAAGGAACUGAUGUUUCAUUGGAUUCCAAUUCCGUCAAACCGAAAAACUGUGUUGGAACUGUUAUCUCUCUUAAUGGGCAUAGACGCUAUUUUUGUAUUUACCACGCUCGUCAUCCAGAAUGCGUUUCCGAUAGUGGCGCAAAGAGAAUGCAGAACAUGGCCCGGCGUUUAACUGUUUCGAAUCGUGCAAUGAAUGAUACUAGUGGAGCGUUUAUGGGAUUUGAUACAUCAUUAGAGGAUUCAGAAAAUUCUGACAUUGAAAAGGGUGAUCCUCUGAAAUCACAAGAUAUGGAGCCACUGAUUACAAGCGGAUUGGGAUUACAUACUCAACAAUUUUCGGCCGAUUUUGCUUUAGACGGGUUAUCAAAUUGGCUAGAUCGUCUUUUCGAAGGCACGACCCAGCGGUAUUACAUAAACUACUGGCCAGAUUUUGGAAAUUUUUAAACUUUCUCAUAAUUGCAGAUGGCUUUUGUAAUGUACCCCUAGUCAAUGUCUUAUUUCAUUAUUUUGUUGGUUUGUAUGAUUGAACAUUUGAGGCCCUCUCAGUAUUUUGUUUAUUAAUUACACUGUCUCCAUGGUA